Molecule: messenger RNA, 396 nt
Organism: Staurois parvus
Lineage: Eukaryota; Metazoa; Chordata; Amphibia; Anura; Ranidae
Source: the annotation of a GenBank genome assembly
UACAGGCAGCAGCAGAGGUCCCACCGCCUCUCCCCGACUGGCGAUGAGCUGUAUGAGAAGACAACCGUGACCCAUCUGGAAAGGGACUCCCCAGAUAUAAUGUUUGUGGAGAGUUACAGCCGACAAGGCUUCAUCAUCAAUGGGAAUCAGGUUAUUGGGCCCUGCGCCAUAAUCCCCAGGGCCAUAUUGCAAUGGAAUGUACAUUCCUAUAAAGACAUUUCCUAUGAAAGUUUAUCCUUGUUCCGCUUACUGGUUCCCAGGAUAGAGAUCCUGGUUCUGGGCAUAGGGGACCGUGUAGAGAGACUGGAUCCAAACCUAUUAAAGUUAAUGAGACAGAAUGGGGUGGCGGUGGAGGUUCAGGACACGGUGAGUAUCUGCAAUAAUUCUGCCCAUUAA